AUGGGAUACCUGCUUGAUUCGACAGCGGACAACAUGAAGUUCUACAACGUCAUCAACGGCGAGCGCCGUGGGAGCGAUAACCACCACCAAUGCACAGAUCCCCGCACCGAGGAACCGCUCUGGGAUGCUCCCCUUGCCACGACGCAGGAUCUUGAGGAAGCCGUUGCAGCCGCCCAGAAGGCCCUCAAGACUUGGUCCAAGACUGCGAUCGAAGAGAGAUCCAAUCUCUUGCGCAAGAUUGUGGAGGUUUAUACCACCCACAAGGAUGAGCUGAAAGAAAUCGUCAUGAAAGAGACGGGGAAAUCGAGUCUCAUGGCCGACAUUGAAAUCACAAAUACUUGCAAUCAAACCUCGUACUAUUCAAAUGUUCACCUCGAAGAUGAAGUCACUUUCGAGGACGACAACAUCAAGAUCGUCGCCACUCACCAACCACUGGGUAUCGUGGGGGCUAUCUGUCCUUGGAACUUCCCUCUCAUCUUGUCAAACAUCAAAGUGGCAUCCUCGCUCAUCACCGGCAACUGCAUCAUCGUCAAACCCUCGCCCUUCACUCCGUAUUCUGUCAUGAAAUCCAUCGAGCUGCUCAUCGACGUCUUUCCUCCCGGUGUCGUACAGGUAGUCAACGGCGGCGUCGACUUGGGUAUCGCAAUGACCUUGCAUCCAGGCAUCGCCAAGAUCAGCUUCACCGGGACAAUUGCCACAGGAAAGAGCGUCAUGGCGAGCUGCGCAAAGACGCUCAAGCGCUUGACCUUGGAGCUAGCGGGCAACGACGCGGCGAUCGUGACUGACGACAUCGACAUUGCAAAGGUGGCAGGACAGGUCGCGCAAGGAUGCUUCUUCAACGCCGGGCAGAUGUGCGUCGCAACGAAGCGAGUUUACGUCCACGAUUCGGUGUAUGAAAAGUUCCUGGAUGCCUUCAAGAGCGCAGUUGCCGAGAAAUAUGUCAUCACCAAGGAUGCCCACGCACCCAGUUUGUUCGGCCCCGUCUCGAACAAGAUGCAGUAUAAUGUUGUCAAGGAUAUUUAUGACCACUACAAGAAGAAUGGCUUCAAUAUGAUUGCUGCGGAUCAUCCCGAAGACUCCAAAGGCUUCUGGAUACCCCCGACCAUUGUCACAAAGCCUCCUGAUGACUCUAUUUUGGUCAAGGAAGAACAAUUUGGCCCGAUAGUACCCAUCUUAUCUUGGACAGAGGAAGACGAGUUGUUCCAGCGAGUCAACCUGGCCAACGCUGGUCUCGGGUCGUCUGUCUACUGCCGCGAUCUAGGCCGUGCCGAGAGCCUCGCCCGGAGGGUAGAGGCGGGAACAGUCGCUAUCAACCUCCCCGAGAUACCGCACCACGGAGGUUACUUCUCCGGCAUGAAGGACAGCGGCCAUGGGGGCGAGAUGGGCAAACACGGCCUUCAUUCAUACUGUUACACGCAAAGUCUGCAAUUUGGCAAGAGUUGA
Molecule: messenger RNA, 1443 nt
Organism: Colletotrichum costaricense
Lineage: Eukaryota; Fungi; Ascomycota; Sordariomycetes; Glomerellales; Glomerellaceae
Product: aldehyde dehydrogenase
Exons: 4
Coding region: 1-1443 (480 amino acids)
Molecular function (GO): aldehyde dehydrogenase (NAD+) activity
Source: RefSeq, a predicted model, not a curated record